AUGGCAUCGCCAAGAGGAGCACUCAUGGAGGUGCUCAGACAGUCAACUGAAGGACUGAAGCUCAGGUCCAACGUGGUCCGAGUCUUUGUCAGCUCCACAUUUACAGGUAGGUGUAUUUUCAUGAUGGCAUGGGCUUAGUAUUUUCAUAAUGAUAUGGGUUCAGUAUUUUCAUUGUAGCACGGGCUCAGCCUCGCAUUAUAACAAGGCAUAUACAGUUGCGGCCAAAUAUAUUGGCACCGUUGCACUUAAAUAUCUUAUUUCUUCUCAAAUAAGUUGAAAUUGAAGAAAACCUUUGGUCCCCACACCUUAUUGGAUUUUCAACAUUGCAUAACCACAUUUAUUUUUGAAAACUUAAGUUUACAAUUUUAAUUUUGAAGAUAAAGACAAAUAGCAUGGACAAAAUUAUUGGCACCCCAGAGCUAGUAUUUGGUUGCACAGCCUUUGGCCAAGAUAACUGCAGACAAACUCUUCUUGUAGCCAUCAAUGAGCUUCCUGCACCUUUCUACUGGCAAUUUUGCCCACUUUUUAGCAGCAAACUGCUCUAAUUAAUCCAUAUUUGAGGGGUACCCUCCAACAACUGCUGUUUUCAGCUCUUGCCAUCAUUUAUGGAUGUGAUUCAGAUCUGGACUCUUCACUGGCCACUCCAGAACAGUCCAGCGUCUCUUAUUGAACCAUUCCUGGGUGCUUUUUGAUGUGUGCACCCUGGGAAUUGUUCAUUAUGAAACACUGGACUACUCUGGAGUGGCCAUCGAAGAGUCCAGAUCUGAAUCACAUCCGUAACAUAUGGUGAGAGCUGAAAACAGCAGUUGUUGGAGGGUACCCCUCAAACAUUGAAGAAUUAAAGCACUGUGCUGCUGUAAAGUGGGCAAAUAUGCCAGUAGAAAGGUGCAGCAAGCUCAUUGGUAGCUCCAAAAAGCAUUUGGUUGGCAGUUAUCUUGGCCAAAGGCUGUGCAACCAAGUACUAGCUCCGGGGUGCCAAUAACUUUGCCCAUGCAUUUGUCUUUAUUUUCUCAAUUAAAAUGGUGAAUUUAAGUUUGCAUAACCAAUUGUAUUUUUGUAAUGUUGAAAAUCCAAUAACAAGAUGUGGAGACAAAGUUUUAUUUACUUUACAUUUCAACUUAUUUUAGAAGAAAUUGGGAAUUAUUUAAGAAAAGUGCAAGGGUGCCAAUAUAUUUGGCUGCAACUGUAUUUAUCAGAGAUGUGAUUCUUCAUAAUUUAGCAGAUGUUACAACGGCUACUGGGCCAUUGUAGUGAUGAUAUAUCUGUUUUGAAAGAAUCAUAUCCCUAAUUUGCAGGGGUGCAACUUUGGUUUUAGACGUGGGGUGGGACAUUUUUUUUUUUUAAUCCAGUCAGAUUAACACUCCAAACAACCUACACUACCGUUCAAAAGUUUGGGGUCACUUAGACAAUUCCUUGUUUUCGAAAGCGAAGCAAUUUUUUUGUCAAUUUAAAAUAACAUCAAAUUGAUAAAAAAUACAGUGUAGACAUUGUUCAUGUUGUAAAUGGCUAUUGUAGCUGGAAACUGCUGAUUUUUAAUAGAAUAUCUACAUAGACGUACAGAGGCCCAUUAUCAGCAACCAUCCAUCCUGUGUUCCAGUGGCACGUUGUGUUUGCUAAUCCAAGUUUAUUAUUUUAAAAGGCUAAGUGAUCAUUAGAAAACCCUUUUGCAAUUAUGUUAGCACAGCUGAAAACUGUUGUGCUGAUUUAAAGAAGCAAUAAAACUGGCCUUCUUGAGACUAGUUGAGUAUCUGGAGCAUCAGCAAUUGUGGGUUCGAUUACAGGCUCAAAAUAGCUAGAAACAAAUAACUUUCUUCUGAAACUCGUCAGUCUAUUCUUGUUCUGAGAAAUGAAGGCUAUUCCAUGCGAGAAAUUGCCAAUAGACUGAAGAUCUCGUACAACGCUGUGUACUACUCUCUUCACAGAACAGCGCAAACUGGCUCUAACCAGAAUAGAAAGAGGAGUGGGAGGCCCCGGUGCACAACUGAGCAAGAGGACAAAUACAUUAGUGUCUAGUUUGAGAAACAGACGCCUCACAGGUCCUCAACUGGCAGCUUCAUUAAAUAGUACCCGCAAAACACCAGUGUCAAUGUCAACAGUGAAUAGGCGACUCCGGGAUGCUGACCUCGGCAGAGUUGCAAAGAAAAAGCCCAGUGUCUGUGUUCUUUUGCCCAUCUUUUCUUUUUAUUGACCAGUCUGAGAUAUGGCCUUUUCUCUGCAACUCUGCCUAGAAGGUCAGCAUCCCGGAGUCGCCUCUUCACUGUUGACGUUGAGACUGGUGUUUUGUGGGUACUAUUUAAUUAAGCUGCCAGUUGAGGACCUGUGAGGUGGAGACGACGAGUUUCAGAAGAAAGUUCUUUGUGUCUGGCCAUUUUGAGCCUGUAAUCGAACCCACAAUUGCUGAUGCUCCAGAUAUUCAACUAGUCUCAAGAAGGUCAGUUUUACUGCUUCUUUAAUCAGCACAACAUUUUUCAGCUUUGCUAACAGAAUUGCAAAAGGGUUUUCUAAUGAUCAAUUAGCCUUUUAAAAUGAUAAACUUGGAUUAGCAAACACAACGUGCCAUUGGAACACAGGACUGAUGGUUGCUGAUAAUGGGUCUCUGUAGGCCUAUGUAGAUAUUCCAUAAAAAAUCAGCCAUUUCCAGCUACAAUAGCCAUUUCCAACAUGAACAAUGUCUACACUGUAUUUCUGAUCAAUUUUAUGUUAUUUCAAUUGACCAAAAAAUAUAUUUCUUUCUUUCGAAAACAAGGACAUUUCUAAGUGACCCCAAUCCUUUUAACGGUAGUGUACCUGACCGCUCGGAGGCGUCCGCAUGGUCCGUUGCCUCGUUUUGUAUCACAUUCCAAUAAUAAAACUGGGGGGGGGGGGGGACAAAAAUGCAAUUUCAGAAUGUGGGGGAGACAUGUCCCCAGUGAAAGUUGCGCCCCUGCUAAUUUGUAAUCUUUCAGUGAAUAGCCUUGUGUUUAGUUUUGGGUAACACUGCAAACCUUGUGUGUUUUCUAACCUGAUGUGACCGUUGGCAGAUAUGAGCAGUGAGAGGAAUGCCUUAUUGGACAAAGCCUAUCCUGAACUUCAAGUCUUUUGUCAGAGUCUGGGCUUAGCGUUUGAGGUGAGUAGCAGUACAUUACGGGUGGCCAUCAGAUACAAUACAUGUAAAUUAAUUUUAAUUGUGUAUGAAUUCAAAGAUCAUUAUUCUGAGAGUGUGAUGUUAGUAUUGUUGGAGUAACUUUUGUAUUUAAAGUUCUUUAUUCCUGAAGGUUGUGGAUAUGAGAUGGGGUCUCCGGGAUGCAAUUGCUGUGGACCACAUGACCACAGAACUGUGUCUUCAGGAAAUAGAGGCUUGCAAGAAAGUAUCCGUAGGACCAAGUUUCAUUGUAAGUGUUGUUCCGUGCUGUUCCUCUAGCACAGGGGUCCAACUCCGAUCCUGGAGAGCUACAGGCUUUUUUUCUAACCCAGGACAUUAAAUAACUGUGGCCCAGACUGAAGACUGAGAAUUUGAAACCAGUAUCCCCAACGUCUGUUCCAUGGUGGUUCAAUGUAAUUUCAUUGAAAUGAUGUGGAAACAACGUUGAUUCAACCAGUGGGAUGUACAGUACCAGUCAAAAGCUUGGACACACCUACUCAUUCCAGGGUUUUUCUUUAUUUGUACUAUUUUCUACAUUGUAGAAUAAUAGUCAAGACAUCAAAACUAUGAAAUAACACAUGGAAUCAUGUAGUAACCACAAAAGUGUUAAACUAAUCAAAAUAUAUGUUUUAUUUGAGAUUCUUCAAAAAGCCACCCUUUGCCUUGAUGACAGCUUGCACACUCAACCAGCUUCAUGAGGUAGUCACCUGGAAUGCAUUUCAAUUAACAAGUGUGCCUUCUUAAAAGUUAAUUUGUGAAAUUUCUUUCCUUAAUGGGUUUGAAAAAAUCAGUUGUGUUGUGACAAGGUAGGAGUGGUAUACAGAACAUAGCCCAAUUUGGUAAAAUACCUAAUCCAUAUUAUGGCAAGAACAGCUCAAAUAAGCAAAGAGAAACGACAGUCCAUCAUUACUUUAAGACAUGAAGGUCAGUCAAUAUGGAAUAUUUCAAGAACUUUUAAAGUUUCUUCAAUUGCAGUCGCAAAAUCCAUCAAGCGCUAUGAUGAAACUGGCUCUCAUGAGGACCACGACAGGAAAGGAAGAUCCAGAGUUACCUCUGCUGCAGAGGAUAAGUUCAUUAGAGUUAACUGCACCUCAGAUUGCAGCCCAAAAUAAAUGCUUCACAGAGUUCAAGUAACAGACACAUCUCAACAUCAGCUGUUCAGAGAAGACCGCAUGAAUCAGGCCUUCAUGGUCGAAUUGCUGCAAAGAAACCACUACUAAAGGACACCAAUAAGAAGAAGAGACUUGCUUGGGCCAAGAAACACGAGCAAUGGACAUUAGACUGGUGGAAAUGUGUCCUUUGGUCUGAUGAGUCCAAAUUUGAGAUUUUUGGUUCCAACUGCCGUGUCUUUGAGACGCAGAGUAGGUGAACGGAUGAUCUCCGCAUGUGUAGUUCCCUCCGUGAAGCAUGGAGGAGGUGUGAUUGUGUGGGGGUGCUUUGCUGGUGACACUGUCUGUGAUUUAUUUAGAAUUCAAGGCACACUUAACCAGCAUGGCUACCACAGCAUUCUGCAGCGAUACGCCAUCCCAUCUGGUUUGUGCUUAGUGGGACUAUCAUUUUUUUUCAACAGGACAAUGUCCCAAAACACACCUCCAGGCUGUGUAAGGGCUAUUUGACCAAGGAGAGGGUAAUGGAGUGCUGCAUCAGAUGACCUGGUCUCCACAAUCACCCGACCUCAACCCAAUUGAGAUGGUUUGGGAUGAGUUGGACCGCAGAGUGAAGGAAAAGCAGCCAACAAGUGCACAGCAUAUGUGGGAACUCCUUCAAGACUGUUGGAAAAGCAUUCCUCAUGAAGCUGGUUGAGCGAAUGCCAAGAGUGUGCAAAGCUGUCAUCAAGGCAAAGGGUGCCUACUUUGAAGAAUCUAAAAUAUAUUUUGAUUUGUUUAACACUUUUUUGGUUACUACAUGAUUCCAUAUGUGUUAUUUCAUAGUUUUGAUGUCUUCACUAUUAUUCUACAAUGUAGAAAAUAGUCAAAUUCAAUGAAAAACCCUCAAUGAGUUGGUGUGUCCAACCUUUUGACUGGUACUGUAAGUGCUGUCUGCUGUGCUGGAUCAAAAGCCUGCACACCCAGUAGCUCGCCAGGACAGGAGUUGGAGAACCCUGCACAAAUGUUAAUUGCUCUUCUUUUCCUUGAAUUCAAUGGUUUUUGAAAGAUAUAAUCCCAGCAGUGUUUUAUGUUUUGAUUUCAUUUGAUUUGAUAUGUCUCCUGGUUCUCAAGGCUCUGCUGGGGAACCGGUAUGGCCACCGCCCUAUCCCCCGUGUCCUCCCAGGAAAACAAUUUGAGGUGCUGCUGUCCAAGCUACCACAGGACCAGGUGGGGCUUCUCCACCAAUGGUUCAGGAAAGACAACAAUGCCAUCCCGCCCGUCUACGUUCUUCAGCCAAUCACAACUCUAUUGCCCCACUACAAUGACCUUCGGCCUGAGAGUGGGCCACUGCAGGACAACAGUGUCAUUUCCUGGCGUUACACAGAGGCUCGACUAUUGCAGCUCUUACGCACUGCGGCCGUGCAGGCUGAGGAAGACGGGGAUAUCUCUGCUGAACAAAAACACCAGUUCUUCAAAUCUGGUCAGAGCUUGCCAAUGUCUUGGACCAGUCAUGUUAGAAUAGGAGCAAGCUAAAAAUCUGUUAUGUUCUACCUUGUGAUUUGUAGACAAGUGUUGCUAGAUUCUGUCGUGGUGGCUUUCUAGUUACAUUUCCACUUAAACUACUAUUUAUUCACAAUGACUUAUUAGCUGUAACUUAUUGUAGAAAAUCCACAUUUGUAGAACCGAUCAACCCAUUUUCUUCUGUUCUUCCUCCUCCAUAGUGGCGGAGCAUGAGAUAGAGGAGGGUCUGCGAACGCCAGAUGGGGACGAGAGCGAGCCCUCCGCCGUCCUGUUCGUGCGGGAGCUACCUCACCUGCGCAAGAAGGACGGCCCGAAGCGGCUGGCCCAGUACAUGGAUGUGACGGCUGAUGGCCUGCUAGAUACAGAGGCUCAGGACCUCCUCUCGGGCCUCAAGUCGCGUCUCUACGCCGCCUCGCCGGGCAUCCUCAACCUGCACUGUGUGGAGCUGUGCAAGGGAGCCAUCGAGCCCAGCCGCAAGGAGCACGCACAGUACCUGGAGAGUCUCUGCGAGCAGCUCGUGUCCCAGACGAAGGCUUGCAUCGCCAGGAGGGUUGGUGCUGGUUCCCCAAUGGAGGCUGGUGCAGGGAGGAUGAAUGGGGCAGGAGGAGGAGAUGCAAGGCAGAGGGAGGGGGAAGAGGACAGAGGCUGGCUGCUCCAGGAGCUUAGUCACCACAUGGCUUUGAGCGCCGGGAAGUGUUUGGGUGUGUUCCGCGGCAGGGAGGGGCUCCUGGGGAAGAUCUGCCUGGCCAUGUGGGAGCACACCAACACCCGCCACAUGCCCCUGGUGGUGCACGGGCUACCGGGUGUGGGCAAGACAACGCUGCUCUGCAAGCUGGCACAGGAGAUGCGUGGCCUCCUGGACCCCAGGGCUGUGGUGGUGCUCAGGUUGCUGGGGACGUCGGCAGAGAGCUCCGACUUGGACCGUGUCCUCCAGAGUGUCUGUUUCCAGAUCUGCUCUGUGUUCAGUUUGCAGCCCCCCACCCCGAUAACAGCACACACGCGCGAGGACCUUGUGAGGUUCUUCCAUGGCCUUCUAGCUGAGGUGUCGGAGCGAGGAGACACACUUCUUCUCAUACUAGACUCCCUGGACCAAUUGUCUCCGGCCACCCAAGGCCAGAAACUCCACUGGCUACCCAAAGACAUCCCCCCCAAUGUCCAUUUGGUGGUGUCCACCGAUACAGGCUCUCCAGUUUUGGCUAACCUUCGGAGAACGGUCGAGGUGCUGGGAAAUUUCUUUGAAGUAGAACCCCUAUCAUGUGACCAGGGUAGAGAGAUCAUGGAUGCCUACAUGAGGGAAGCGCAACGAAGCCUGACUCCAGAACAGUGUGAAGUGGUCCUGCGUAGCUUUCAGCUGAGUGGGAAUCCUCUGCAUCUGAAGCUACUGCUGGACAUGGCCAGGCGAUGGGCGUCCUAUACCCCCGUGACUGACCUGGCUCUGAGCAGCAGUGCACAGGAAGUGAUGUCACAGCUACUCCAGGCCCUUGAGGAGAGGCAUGGGAAGAAACUGGUUGGCGCAGCCUUAGGAUACAUUGUUUCUGCUAGGUGAGGUGUUUGUGUACACACAUAGAUGCAUAGUCCACAGGAGGCUGGUGAGGGGUGGACGGCUCAUAAUGGCUGGAAUGGAGUGAAUGGAAUGGUAUCAAACACAUGGAAACCAUAUGUUUGAUGUUUCAUUCCAUUCCAUUGAUUCCGUUCCAGCCAUUACUAUGAGCCCGUCCUCCCCAAUUAAGGUGCCACCAGCCACCUGUGAUGCACACACACACCCAGACACACCUGGUGCAUUACCCGACAAUACAACAUUGAUAAUUCAGUCAAUAGACCACUGGAAUAUCAUGCCAGAGUCCUACUUUAAUUUACAGACAAUCCAUAUCACAAAUUCCCAGGUCAAAAGUUGCCUUAUUUCCCCCCUUAUCACAGGAUCAUAAAUUGGGGUUAGAAAUGGUAAUCCAUCCUUAUGUUUAUAAUUAUUUAUUUUCCUAAUGAUUAUUACUCAUUCUAUUCUCCAGGGGUAGUUUAUCAGAGGCAGAGCUGCGUGAUAUCUUGUCCCUUGAUGACAAUGUCCUGGCUGAAGUCUACCAGUACUGGCUUCCCCCCAACCACUCCCUCAUUCGCCUCCCCCCUCUACUGUGGGUGCGCCUCAGGCAUGACUUGGGAGAACUCCUCGUGGAGGGACAGGCCAAUGGAAUCAGGGUGCUCAACUUCCACCACAAGUAAAUAUCCUCUCAAUAUAUCUCAGCCAAAUGGGUUUAGGGGCUGGUGUCCCUAACUCAGAUUAAGCCUAUUUUUUGGCUUAAAAUCUAUUUUAAUAAUGGAGAUUUUCCAUUGAGCAUGCUUCCAGUCCAGGAGUAGGCCUAAUCCAUGUCCGGGAAACCGGCAAAUACUACUUGUAUUGAUCUACUUAUGGCAGAAAUUUGUGUUUGCACCUUCAAAUCCUGUACUGUGUCUGUAUAAUUUAAUAUGGUAAUAGGCUGUUGACUGAAACAGUGCAAGAGAGGUACCAGAGGUCAGAGCAGCAGGCUGACAGACACAGGGUCAUGGCUGAGUACUUCCUGGGUAGCUGGAGCCAAGGCCGAUUCAAAGCUGUCCUUCUACCUCCACUGACGACCACAUUGGACGCUGACCGCAAGGUAACAGAAUGAUGGGAUUUCAGUUCCUAUGAUGACACAGAAUGGCACCUCAAAGAACCCUUAGAUGUGUUUUCAAUAAGAAUUUGUGUACUCCUCUAGUCAUUAGUCAUAGUGUAAGAAACGUCCUCAGAGUGGUAUUGAAGCUCGAUAACAAACCAGGGACCUUUUAAGUUUCAAGUUUUAAUGUCACAUGCACAAGUACAGUGAAAUGUCUUUCUUGCAAGCUCUAAACCCAACAAUGCAGUAGUCAAUAUCAAUGUAGUACUAAAAUAACAUGAGGUAGAAUGAAAAAAACAACAUAUGUAUGCACUCACUAACUGUAAAUCGCUCUGGAUAAGAGCGUCUGCUAAAUGACUAAAAUGUAGAACAAAAACAAAAAAUUGAAAUAAGAACACUAAGUAAGCAUAUUAUAUACAGGGUCAGUUCCAAUACCAUAUUUACAAUGUGCAGGGAUACUGGAGUGAUCGAGGUAGAUAUGUAUAGGGGUAAGGUGACUAGGCAUCAGGAUAUACGAUAAACAGAGUAGCAGCAGCGUAUACAGUAUGAUGUGUGUGUGUUUGGAGUCAGUAUAAAUGUGUGUGUGAGCAAAUGCAGUGUGUGUGUGUGUGUGUGUGUGUGUGUGUGUGUGUGUGUUGGAGUGUCAGUGUGCGUGAGUGUGUAGAGUCCUGUGAGUGUGCAUAAAGACAGUGCAAAAUAAAAAUAGUCUGUGUAGCCAUUUUGUUAGCUAUUUAGCAGUCUUAUGGCUUGGGGAUAGAAGCUGUUCAGGAGCCUGUUGGUGUCAGACUUGAUGCACCGGUACUGCUUGCCCUGCGGAAACAGAGAGAACAGUCUAUGGCUUGGGUGGCUGGAAUCAUUAACGAUUUUCCUGGCCUUCCUUUUACACCGCCUGAUAUAGAGGUCCUGGAUGGCAGGGAGCUCGGUCCCAGUGAUGUACUGGGCUGUCCGCUCCACCCUCUGUAGCGCCAUGCGAUCGAGGCCGGUGCUGUUGCCAUACCAAGCAGUGAUGCAGCCAGUCAAGAUGCUCUCAAUGGUGCAGCUGUGGAACUUUUUGAGGAUAUAAGGGCCCAUGCCAAAUCUUUUCAACCUCCUGAGGGUGCCUUCAUGUCUGUGCGUGUGUGUGUGGACCAUUUUAGGUCCUCAGUGAUUUAGACACAGAGGAAGUUAAAGCUCUCGACCCCCUCCACUGCAGCCCCCCCAAUGUGGAUGGGGGUGUGCUUGCCCCCCCCCCCCCCCCCCCCAGUUUCCUGCAGUCUACACUCAGCUUGGUUUUACUGACGUUGAGAGAGAGAGGUUGUUGUCCCGGCACCACACUGCCAGGUCACUGACCACCUCCCUGUAGACUGUCUCAUCGUCGUCGGUGAUCAGGCCUACCACCGGCGUGUCGUCAGCAAACUUGAUGGUGCGUGGCCAUGCAGUCGUGGGUGAACAGGGAGUACAGGAGGGGACUAAGCGCACACCUCUGUGGGGGGCCACAUGUUGAUAUUCAGCGUGGCACAGGUGAUGUUGCCUAACCUCACCACCUGGGGUCGACCUGUAAGGAAGUCCAGGAUCCAGUUGCAGAGGGAGGUGUUCAGUCCCAGUGUCCUAAGUUUGGUGACGAGCUUGGAUGGGACAAUGGUGUUGAAUGCUGAGCUGUAGCCAAUUAACAGCAUUCUCACAUAGGUGUUCCUCUUAUCUAGGUUGGUGAGGGCAGUGUGGAGUUCAAUUAAGAUUGCGUAAUCUAUGGAUCUGUUGGGGCGAAAUGCAAAUUAGAGUGGGUCUUCAUGAUUACAGAUGUGAGUAUUACAGGAUGGUAGUCAUUGCGGCAUGAAGCCUUAGAGUUCUUGGGAACAGGAAUGAUGGUGGUCAGCUUAAGACAUGGGGAUUACAGACUGGGACAAGGAGAGGUUGAAAAUGACCGUGAAUAUGCCUGCCAGCUGUUCUGCGUGUGCUCUGAGAACGUGCCCUGGAAUACCGUCUGGCCUUGCAAGUGUUGACCUGAUUAAAAACCUUACUCACGUCGGCCUCGGAGAGCAAGAUCACCCAGUCCUCUGGGUCGGUGGGGCCCCUCACGCACGGCACGGUGUUGUUUAAGGCUCGGACACACCGGUAGCGUUUGCUAGCCGAGAGUACUUAGCACCUCAACAGAGUGCCGGCCAUGAUUUGCAAACCGAUUCUACAGGUAGAAUCGCGCGAAAAUGUCUGCAGUCAGACGUCCACCAGGGUGGUCCCUAAAACACACUGCGCCAAACAAACAGCAGAUGAACGGUAGAUCAACAUUCGGUGUGGUAUGUGUGUGGUCCCUUAGAUGUUUAGAGAGAUGGUGGUCCGUUUGAGCUGGAUAAAAUCUCUGACCCUCAGGGCCUUUUUAGAGAGAUCACAAUACAACAACAAAACCCUACAGUAAAUAAGAAAUGGAACUAAGGAAGUCAAAUUGAUAGAGAUGCACAAGAGGACAUGUUUUCCACUUAAUGACAUGGAUGGCGCUUUUGAUACUACCAUGAAGCUAACCGGACGUGUUUCCAUAGUGACAAUGUUUCCACAGGUUAGUUGUGUUUUGUUGAAUCAUUAAUGUACACCUGUCUCCUCUCUCCACUGGCAUGUUGCCAAGGUGCCCCGUCAGCCCCUGUGGUUCGCUAAAGGAGUGGCAAAUGUCAAGAAGCUGCAGGAGCUGCCCUACCACCUCCUCCACGCAGGCCUCUGGGAGGAGCUGUGCCAGGAGGUCAUUGGUAAGGCCCAAGGUCACAUGCCCCAAGGGAAUGCAAGAGUCAAUGGUGGGAAGAGCCGAUACUGGCAGACAGGCUUGGCUGAUUUGAAUUCUCUUAUUGUUGAUGUCAGGAAGUUGCCUUACUGUGUAUGAUGAGGUCAUAUUACAAAGUCGACCUUUAAGCUGCGACUUUUUGCCCCACAGGCAGUAGUGAGUGGCUGUACUGUAAGACUCUGACCUGUGGCGUGGCCAGUGUCAUUGAGGACCUGACCCUCUGCACCGAGCUCAUGGACUGUCCCGAGACUCAACUGAUCCGAGACACUUUCAUUCUCCUCAAGCCCACCCUGGACUUUCUAGAUGGACAGAUGGGUCAGUAUCUAUUUGGUCAGGGGGGGUGGUAUUGUAGUCGAGUGUUACGUGUUCAAUUAAUGCAUGUUCUGUUGGGUUUAAAUCUGUCCUGUUUCAGAUAAAGUAGCUAGAUCACUAUUUCACAUAUUUACGAGCCAUGCAACAACAACAAAAAAUCAUAGAUCAAAAGAGAAUGAGUGCUAACUGUAGGGUAGAUUAUUUGGUUAUUGAUGAUUCUAGUCCCUCAUAUGUCCCUCUAUGGCUUGGAACCAGAAACAUUGACAUUAUACUUAUGAUGGAUAGAUGGGUGGAUGGAUGGUACUGUAUCAGGAGAGCCUUCUCUUCACACUGUCUCACCAACCGUCUCACUCCAUUCUAAUACUAUAUUUCCUCUCCAAAGACCGCUCCCUCUUCUACACAGAGGUCUUGGCCAGGCUCCACUCCUUCGCUGAGAUGUACCCUUCACUAAUAGGACGACUCUGCUGCCAGUGUCACGACUGGCUCUCGUGCUGUCCCGACCCCAUCCUUGUCCCCAAGUGCACCUUCCUCCAGCCUCCAGGGGGGGCGCUAAAGACAACACUUGCUGGUUUCCAUAAAGGUUUGUACACAUAGUGUAGGAUUUGCUUGUUCGUUGCAGUUGAGCCCAGGAGUAGGAUGAAGUAUCCACCAGAUGCUGAUCUAAGAUCCGUCUGUAUUUCACCUCUCCAAUGGUUAAGGUUAGGAUAUGGGAUGGGUAAGCUGAUCCUACAUCUGUGCUUAAGGACAACUUCUUGUCUGUCUGUCUGAAGGGGUCACAGCUCUGGAUGUUUGCCCAGAGAAAGGGCUCCUGCUGGCAGGCUCAGAGGAUGGGAAGGUGAUCGCCUGGGACCUCAAUGAUCUAGAGGUCAUCCAAACCCUAGUGGGACACACAGGUGAGGGCAAGUGUGUGUGUGUGUGUGCGUGCGUGCGUGUAUUUCUGAGGAAAGUUAUUUGAGUUUGUAAUGAAUCACUGUACAUCAUAUCCACAUUCUGCUUAUUCUUGCAAAUUCUUUCUCUGUGUGUCUACUUAUUUAUGCUCUACAGCUAAGGUGCUAUCAGUGAGAGUGAUUGACAGUGGCGCUCACUGUCUCUCAUUGGCUGCUGACGGGACUCUGAGGAGGUGGAGCCUGCUGAGUGGCAGGCAGCUGUACUGUACCCAGGAGGCGGUGUCCAUUAACUCCUCACCUUCCACCACACACAUCCACGUGUCUGAGGAGAGGGCGCUUGUCUUCACCCACUCUGGAGGCCAAGUAUGACAAAGAUGUGAAGGGGUUAAUUGUCUUCUAUCAAAUUUUCAAUCAUUCUGUUUCCAACCUUUUUUAUAUUUACACUAUGGACUCCCCAAAUUAUUAUAAUCUGCACUUUAACCAAAGUAACGCUUCUGCUUUACCUGCAGGUGAAAGUAUGGCAUCUUAACACAACAGAACUACUCUUCCAAGUCAAAGAUACCGGUGUCUCCAUUAUUCUUGGAUUAUUGAACGGAAUGGUCGUCUCCCUCUCAGACGGAGGACUUGUCACAUUUUCCCACCCAUCCGCCGAGGCCAAGACAGCGCAGAUAUAUUUGGAAAACACUUCACAUAGUUUGACCAUCACAGCAACCCUUACACUGCAAAAACAUGGCCGACUACUUAUAGCAUCCAAGGAGGGCUUCCUCUAUCAGGUACAAAUUGCUGAAACAUGUCCAGGAGGAGGAUGAUUCAAUUUGCUAUAGAUGGACUGUAUUUCUGAUUUUAAUGGCAAUGGUUUCUCAUCGCAUUCUGUUUGACUAUCUGUCGUUUGUAGGUUUCCAGCACUGUACAGGGCAGACAGUCACAGUGGACUCUGAGGACAGACAGUCACAGAGCUUCCAGUCUGUGCAACCUUCCUCUACGCCUCAGAUGACGAAAGGAUACUUUUGGCAGGUAGCAGUACUACAGUACGGGAGGACCUUAGUGGGAACCCCAUGAAUGGCAUUGACACGGUGUAGCCUACCUCUGUGUCUCUAUGGUUCAAUGGAAUGGAGUAGAGUUUCAUUCCCAUAGGGGCCACAUAUAGCCUGGUCCUAGAUCAGUUUAUGCUGUCUCGCUGACUUCUUGACUAUGGGAAUUAGCAAGACAGCACAAACCGAUCUGGAACCAGGCUAGGCCACAUACUGAAUGUGUUAACUGUAAAUCUCCUUGGAUAAAAGUGUCUGGCAAAUGACUAUUAUAUACAGUAAUAUUCAUAUCAUUACAGGCUGUGAGAGGACACUGGUCCUGUUCCAUAGAGAGUCGGACUAUGUCCAGAGCUUCCUGGAUCUGCACCAUGAGGACACGGUGUUGUGUGCCUGUGUGUCCAGCGACAGCAGAGUGGUCGUCUCAGGGUCUGAGGACCAAAGGAUACGGGUCAGUAUUGGUUUUUUGGUCCCCAUGAAAAUGAUGCACUUAUUUAAAACGUAUUUCUAGACUGUAAUGUAGUUAUUAUUGUGCAAGUUCUCCCACUUAAAAAGAUGAGAGAGGCCUGUAAUUUUCAUCAUAGGUACACGUCAACUAUGACAGACAAAAUGAGAAUUUUUUUCCAGAAAAUCACAUUGUAGGAUUUUUAAUGAAUUUAUUUGCAAAUUAUGGUGGAAAAUAAGUAUUUGGUCAAUAACAAAAGUUUCUCAAUACUUUGUUAUAUACCCUUUGUUGGCAAUGACACAGGUCAAACGUUUUCUGUAAGUCUUCACAAGGUUUUCACACACUGUUGCUGGUAUUUUGGCCCAUUCCUCCAUGCAGAUCUCCUCUAGAGCAGUGAUGUUUUGGAGCUGUCGCUGGGCAACACAGACUUUCAACUCCCUCCAAAGAUGUUCUAUGGGGUUGAGAUCUGGAGACUGGCUAGGCCACUCCAGGACCUUGAAAUGCUUCUUACGAAGCCACUCCUUCGUUGCCCGGGCGGUGUGUUUGGGAUCAUUGUCAUGCUGAAAGACCCAGCCACGUUUCAUCUUCAAUGCCCUUGCUGAUGGAAGGAGGUUUUCACUCAAAAUCUCAUGAUACAUGGCCCCAUUCAUUCUUUCCUUUACACGGAUCAGUCGUCCUGGUCCCUUUGCAGAAAAAACAGCCCCAAAGCAUGAUGUUUCCACCCCCAUGCUUCACAGUAGGUAUGGUGUUCUUUUGGAUGCAACUCAGCAUUCUUUGUCCUCCAAACACGACGAGUUGAGUUUUUACCAAAAAGUUAUAUUUUGGUUUCAUCUGACCAUAUGACAUUCUCCCAAUCCUCUUCUGGAUCAUCCAAAUGCACUCUAGCAAACUUCAGACGGGCCUGGACAUGUACUGGCUUAAGCAGGGGGACACGUCUGGCACUGCAGGAUUUGAGUCCCUGGCAGCGUAGUGUGUUACUGAUGGUAGGCUUUGUUACUUUGGUCCCAGCUCUCUGCAGGUCAUUCACUAGGUCCCCCCGUGUGGUUCUGGGAUUUUUGCUCACCGUUCUUGUGAUCAUUUCGACCCCACGGGGUGAGAUCUUGCGUGGAGCCCCAGAUCGAGGGAGAUUAUCAGUGGUCUUGUAUGUUCUCCAUUUCCUAAUAAUUGCUCCCACAGUUGAUUUCUUCAACCAAGCUGCUUACCUAUUGCAGAUUCAGUCUUCCCAGCCUGGUGCAGGUCUACAAUUUUGUUUCUGGUGUCCUUUGAUAGCUCUUUGGUCUUGGCCAUAGUGGAGUUUGGAGUGUGACUGUUUGAGGUUGUGGACAGGUGUCUUUUAUACUGAUAACAAGUUUCAAACAGGUGCCAUUAAUACAGGUAACGAGUGGAGGACAGAGGAGCCUCUUAAAGAAGAGGUUACAGGUCUGUGAGAGCCAGAAAUCUUGUUUGUUUGUAGUUGACCAAAUACUUAUUUUCAUCCAUAAUUUGCAAAUAAAUUCAUUAAAAUCAAAUAAAUCAUUAUUAUAGAUGGGCUUACUCAAAGAAGUCACUUGUUCCCAAUAAUGAACUUUGAACCAACUGUUUUAGCAUGGUCCCAGAUCUGUUUGGUCAUUGGUAUAGCUACAACUUUGAUGUAACAUCCCUAGAUAAUGUGUCCUUGUGAUAUCCUACGUUCCUAAAUUGUGCCCCAAAACAUGAAGAACUUCCUAAUAUUGAGUUGCACCUCCAAUGCUUCCCACAGUUUCAAGUUGGCUGGAUGUCCUUUGGGUGGUGGAUCAUUCUUGAUACACACAGGAAACUGUUGAAUGUGAAAAACACAGCAGCGUUGCAGUUCUUGACACAAACCAGUGCGCCUGGCACCUACUAGUUGGCAAGACAGCACAAACAGAUCUGGGACCAGGCUAACAUUGAUCCGCUCUGCUUUUUACAGGUGUGGUCUAUAACCACGGGAAACCUCCUUGACUCUUUCCUUGGCAUGGAUGCCCCUGUCACCACUCUGGCUCUGUAUGAGGGCACUGUCGUCUCAGCCUCCUCCUCAGCCUACUACCUGAAGCUGUGGCAGCUGCCCUCACCCAACGACCCUCAGCAGAAACCCAAAGGCUGCAUCCCAGCUGGAUGCCCUCAGGUUGCCCUCACUAAAGAUGGCGACAUGGUGUACUAUGUUAGAAACAUAGGCCAGAAAGAAGUGAUUACAUGGAAUUGUCACACAGGUAAAAAUACAUACUUGCACCAUAUGUUUGGGUGAAAAUAUGAACUAUGUGGAAUAAAAAUUGUCAAGCAAAAGUUCAUAGGGAUAUAUUUAUCAUAGAGAAAGAAUAGCAAAUAAUGUUACAAAUGUAAGUGUAUAAUGUAAACCUAGAGGGGCUAACGGACAAGUCUCAUUGUAUGUUCUCAAUAUCCACAUGCAACAGGGAAAAUAAUGGCUUGUAUUUGACAAUGGGGGUCCAUUAAAGAGAAUCUCUCUCAUGUUUAUCUCAGGCUCUUCCGCUGACACAAUGGCUGUCUCUGCUGAGGUGUGCUGCCUGGAGCUGGCCCAGCGCAAGAAACUCCUCUUCUGUGGCCUCAAGACUGGCACGGUCCUCAUCUACCCCCUGGCCUUCCCCAAAGAGACCCUGUGCAUCCCACCUCCUGAGGCUCUACCCAUGGUGCGCUGCAUGGCCAUUGGCAGCCAGGAGAAGCACAUGGCCGUGGCCUACGAGGACUCAGUGUGUCUGUUCGAGAUCACGGCCAGGGACAGUUUCCCCAGCGUGGAGGGGCCCUCCGCGAGGUUUGCCCUCUCCCUGCUCCACUCGCCCGUCUCCUCCAUGGCCCUGCUCCCAGACUGUAGGCUGCUGUACGGGACGGCCUGCGGGGAGGUCUGUAGCAAGAUUGGCCUACAUUACCCAUAAUGCUCUGUAUGCCUACAACAUAUUUGGUUUUAACUUAGUAAAGAUGUUGCUAUAACUAACAUUAUGAUGUCCUGUCUCCUUAUCAAUAUAAGGUCACCAUGUAUGACUUCAAGUCCGCCUCAGCCGCCACCCUGGAUGGCCACCGCAGCAGGGUCACCUGUGUGACGGCCAGCAACUGGGGGACGCACGCCCUUGUGGGCUCAGAGGACGCCGUGCAGAGGCUGUGGGGGCUUACCCCCCUGGUGCUGGAUCACACCAUGGAGUACAAGGUCAGAGGUUAAAGGUCAACGGUUUAGUUAGGGAGAAUCUAUUUUUCAGACACACCUCAGAUUGACUCAUUGACAUAAAUGUGUUUGUACCUUUUGAAAUACAGGGGUUCUGGUUUGAAGGGGUUCUCUGUUCAGCUUUCUCUGAGAGUGACAAGUACGUCUUCACUGGAUCCCAGGAUAGAACUAUUAAAGUCUGGGAUGUUGCUAGUGGUAUGUGCUCAUGACAUUUCUCUAUUUGAGUUUUUUGAGAAUUGUACAUUGUUUGUUUACUACUAUUACAAAACAUUGUUCGCUACUAUUUCAAACCAUAUGUCAAACCGAUAUUGGUAUACACAAAUUGGCAAAUACCACUAAAUGUGAUAACCUUUCAUAUUCUUUAUCCCUUUUUUGACCCAGGGAGUCUGUUAUUCGUCCAGUACGUCUAUGCUCCUGUCACCAAAAUGUUGACCUACAGGAAUGGCUUCGUGGCAAUCUCUCAGCUGGGCUACGUCAUCAAGGAAGGAUUCCGCUGUCCGGAUGACGUCAGUCCGGAAUACAACCCACUCCGGAAUGUCAAGGCACAGUACAGGGUCACGUCCCGGGAGAAGAGUGCAGACAGCCCUCACAGCGUCAUCACAGAGAUCCCUGAGUACAAUCCUGCUCAGUUUAACUUCAUGGCCCUGAUGCUCAAGACCAAACCCUCUCACUCAUGCCAACUGUUGUAA
Molecule: messenger RNA, 17624 nt
Organism: Coregonus sp. 'balchen'
Lineage: Eukaryota; Metazoa; Chordata; Actinopteri; Salmoniformes; Salmonidae
Source: the annotation of a GenBank genome assembly